Messenger RNA from Cordyceps fumosorosea ARSEF 2679, 2028 nucleotides. RefSeq names its product Transcription factor. The coding region runs from base 1 to 2028 and encodes 675 amino acids. Lineage: Eukaryota; Fungi; Ascomycota; Sordariomycetes; Hypocreales; Cordycipitaceae. Gene Ontology annotation, biological process: regulation of DNA-templated transcription; DNA-templated transcription. Gene Ontology annotation, molecular function: DNA-binding transcription factor activity, RNA polymerase II-specific; zinc ion binding; DNA binding. The record is from RefSeq and is a predicted model, not a curated record. The transcript has a single exon.
AUGGCAGGCUCCGUCGCAUGCACGGAAUGUCGGCGAUCGCACCUCAAGUGCGACCUCCAGCGACCCAUCUGCGCGCGAUGUGCCACGAACCGGCUCUCGUGCACAUAUCUCCCCUCGCGACGCGGGGGCCGACGAGUGCCCCGCGACCGGCAGCAGCAGACCGCCGGGCCGAUCCCGACCCCGGCCUCGCCAGCACCCUGGGCGACCCCGACCCCGACCGCCCGCGACGCCGGCGCGAAAAGCAGUAACAACAGGCUACGGUCCCCAACAACCGCCGCCAGCAUGAGCACCUUUGGCAGCAGCGGCUACUCCUCCGGCAACCUCAACAGUCAUCACCGACCACCACCGCCCAACGACGGCAGCAGCACACCCCAGCAGCAGCAGCAGCCCUACGUCCCCGAGGCCCGUCUCGUCCACCUCUACUACGCCCACUUCCACCCCGCGCACCCGAUCCUCGUCCCCGCGCCUUCUUACCACCGCCAGCGGUACCCCGACUACCUGCACCAGGUCGUCCGCUUCAUCGGCAGCCACUACUCCAAGGUGCUCUCCGGCGACGACUUCCUCGCCCAGACGACGCUGCUCCUCAGCCGGGACGACCGCUCGCCGGCCAUGGUGCAGGCGCUGCUGCUCUUCUCCAUCAUCAUGUCCGCGCGCAACAGCCGGCGCGAGGCCGUGGCGGCCCUGGCACGUGCUGUCGGCCUCGCCCUGGACCUGGGCAUGCACCGGGCCGACUUUGCCACGCGGGCCGCCGCGGAUGGUGACGGUGGCGCGUUGCUUGUGGAGAGCUUGCGGCGGACCUGGUGGGAGCUGUUCAUCUGGGAAAUCUACCUCGCCCUGCCGGAUGGCAAGUUCACCUCGCUCCGGUGCAGCGACGUCGUCAGCGAAGCGUACCUGCCGUGCGAGGAGGCCGUGUACAACGCCAUGUCGUCGCCCGAUGCGUCGCCAAUGACAAUAGCAUCGUCUUCCACACAGCCGCAGACGUUCUCGGCCUUUCGGGCACGCCUGUUCAGUUCCGAUGGCGGCGACUCGGACCACGACGACGGCGGCGGCGGCGGCGACAACAGCAGCGACGUGCAACAGCAAGCACGGGCGACUCACGGCUCGUCGUUGCAGUUCUCCUCAUACAGCUACCGCAUCGAGGCCUUUUACAUCCUCGCCCGCGUCAUGGUCCUCAACACACUGCAGGAGACGCACCCGGACCACCUGCAGAGCGUCGUCAACAUGAUCGUCAGCUGGGGCCACCUCCUCCCCGCCCGCAAGGUCGACGUCGUCGACAUGUACGGCAACAUUGACGAGAUGCUCUUCCAGGCGCAGUUCACCGUCCACCACGCCUCCGCGCUGCUGCACGUGCCCCGUAGCAACCUGCGCCCGCGCUUUCCCACCGCCCCCGGUAGCACCGUCUGCCCGGAGACCCCCGUGCGGCUGUCCCCCUCGCUGACCCGCCACAUCCACGACGUCAAGGCCAUCGAGGCCGCCAAGGAGCUGUCCAACCUGCUGUCGGUGCACUCCCGGCCCCAAGGGUACAGCCCGGCCAUGGUGCCGGGGGCCGUGCUGGCGGGACUGGUGCAGAUGGCGGCGGCGCAGGCCCACGCGUCCGAGUGCUUCGAGCACCACCAGAACCGCGCCGUGCUGGUGCUGGCCACCCUGACUAUCCUCCGGAGGCAGUGGUCGACGGCGCGCGAGGCUUACGCGCACAUCAAGGCCGUGGCCGCGGAGAACAUGGCGCCGGCCGUGUUUGCUGCCGCUGCUGCUGCUGCUGCUGCUGCUUCUGGUGCCUCGGCGUCUCCGAGCGUGGUCGGCGGCGCGGUUCCGCUGCCGCAGGCCGAGGCGUACGGUGCUUCGGAGGGGCGGCUGUUUGAGGAUGCGAGCACGAGCGCCGAGUUUCACGCGAGCGCGAUGGAGACGGCCAUGAGUACGGGCAACAUGGACCACAUCGAUCGCAUCUUCAUGGCCGGGCUCUUGUCGCCUCACAUCGACCAAACAUGCGGCGAGCCGUUGGCGCUGAGUCACUUUGCCGACUUUGAGUAG